Molecule: messenger RNA, 3373 nt
Organism: Pseudomyrmex gracilis
Lineage: Eukaryota; Metazoa; Arthropoda; Insecta; Hymenoptera; Formicidae
Gene: Set
Product: protein SET
Exons: 5
Coding region: 92-1048 (318 amino acids)
Biological process (GO): nucleosome assembly
Cellular component (GO): chromatin; nucleus
Molecular function (GO): chromatin binding; histone binding
Source: RefSeq, a predicted model, not a curated record
GUCGAGCGUGACGAGGUGAGCGCAUUCGGGAAAUAAACACAGAGUGUGUGUGUGUGGCGUGUACAGUGGUGGCAAGAGCGCGCGUUGAACAAUGUCAUCGUCGAGUAAAAAAGCGAAGGAGCUCGAGGAUCCGGGCUCGGGCGAGGGAGACGCGCGCGACUACGACAUUGAGAUACAGAAGACCCUCGAGGAGAUUGAUGGGUGCCAGAAUCAAAUCGAUGGCCUGAACGAGAAGGCCAGCGACGAGAUCCUCGAGGUCGAGAAGAAGUAUAACAAGCUGCGCAAGCCCUACUUUCAGAAGCGAAACGACAUCAUCAAGAGGAUACCCAACUUCUGGGUGACAGCUUUUGUAAACAACAAAGAAAUAGCAGAAAUACUGGAAGAGGAUGAGGAGGAUGCGCUAAGAUUCUUAAAUAAAUUAGAAGUUGAAGAAUUUGAAGAUAUAAAAUCUGGAUAUAGAAUAAAUUUUCACUUUGAUGAAAAUCCAUAUUUUGAAAACGAGGUUUUAACUAAGGAAUUUCACUUAGGAUCUUCUGGAGAUCCAGCAUCUCAAAGCACACCCAUUCGCUGGAAAGAAGGUGCUGAUUUAACAAAGAGAACAAAGACCAAAGCACCGUUGAAAGGACGCAAGAGGCCACUUAAACACAGAUCGUUCUUUGAUUGGUUCACGGAUCACGGAGAUCCGAGCUCAGAUGAAAUAGCUGAACUAAUUAAGGAUGACAUGUGGCCUAAUCCAUUGCAGUAUUACCUGGCUCCAGACAUAGAUGUAGAGAACGGCAUUGAGGGCGAUGGCGAGGAAUGCGAGAGUGAAGAAGAGGAAGAGGAGGAAGAUGGUGCUGAGGAUGGCGAUGAGGGUGGAGAAGGAGAAGAAGGCGACGACAGCAUAGUGGUAGUUGAGGAUGAUGAUGAAAGAGACGAAGAGGAUGAUGAUGAGGAAGAGGUUGUAAAUGAAGAAGAAGACGGUGUCAAUGAGGAAGAUGUCAACGAAGAAGAUGAUCUGUUAGUACAUGAAGGAGAUUAUGAAGAGGGCGAGGAACCUUGUGAAUAGAGUCGGAUUAACCAAUUUCCGGUAAAAUCAAGCUUCACAGAUACUGUGAGAAAAAAGAAACUGAGCAAAAUUGUGUGCACGGAAUCAAUUAAACACAGGAAAGAUCUACUGGACUGAAAAUAUUAUGCCAUAUGAAUAAAUCUCAGGACACAUUUUUUUAAAUAUAGUUACAAAUAGGAAGACAAGUUAGAAUAUCUAGACUCUUUCAACUGAGAACCUAUGUAUAAACAAAAAAAAACAAAAUACAGCGUUAAGAUAUAUUGAAAGUGGUUUGAAAGGAAAGGGUCUGGAUUAGAGAUUUAGAUAGGUGUUACUCUUGCACUGAAUAUCUGUAUCAGAAAACAUAACAUAAAUUCCUCAGUUAUAUUCAUAUGGCCUAGUCGAUCCCUUUAAUAAAAUAAUGCGACAGAAAAAAAUAUCCGCCUGGUCUUAAUAUUGCGGAUUUCAUCGAUAAGUUAUAGUAAAAAAAAACAAAAAACAAAAAAAACAUAGAAACAAGAUGUGCAUUUGUAAUGGAGAGAGUUCCAUUCAAUUGCUUUUUCAUGAAAAAAAAAAAUUUUAUUUCUCAGAUGUGACUUUUCCCUCUUCCUAGAACGAGGUGUCGCUAAAUAGAAUGUUUUUGAGAGUGACAAUUUUGUGUUUUCUCUAUUUUUCCGCAAACAUGAAACACCAAAUUUCACCCAAUCUCUUUUUUACACAAUUUAUUGUUUUAUCGCAAUUUUUGAUAAAAUAAAUCUAUAAUAGAAACAAAGAUUUUAUCUUUUGCUACGAUGGAACCGAUGGUCUAAAAGAAAAAAAUUGCUGUCAUCUGUAUUCUUAUUUUACAUGUAUAUCUGAUGUUUUUAUAUAAUUAUACUUUGUGAUGAUAUCCGAUUGAGAUUCUAUGUUAUUUACAAGAUACAUCAGAAAAAUGUGGUCUCCCCUCCUAUGUCAUAAAAAAUACAGUUUAUAUAUAAGUUCCUGUUACAUUUACACGUUAUUACGUUAGUCAUCAAUAAACAAUCGUGUAAUGACAAAAUUUAUAUUUUCAUACAUUUUUUCUCAACUGCAAUUUAUAUGAUGUUUGUUACAACAUAAGCUUAACAGUUUUAGUAAAAAUUUAUAUCCGAGCAAUAUAUAAACAAAUAAAAUCCAAUCUAUUUAUAGUAUUUUUGAACUUUCGAGUUUAACAAACUUGAUCGUUAAAUCGAUCAUGUUUGGUGGUCAUGGUGUCCAUCAGGGACUUGUCACGCUCAAAAAGAUCUUAUUUCCUUCCGGAUCUUGCAUCUCACCUCGUUCAUGUUCUUCCAAUACACACACACACACACACACACCUCGUGUCACUCUUUGGUUUUCAUUUUUCAUCGCGUAUAAAUCAAGUGUCUCGAACACGUUUCUCACAUUUGAUACAUUACACAACGCACUGUUCGAACGGAAUGAUUUCGCUUUGCGAGACAUUUGUGCAACAAAAGUGAAGUCAGUCCGCGCGGCGAGAGACGCUUUUAUCACCUUUUACAGACAGUCUGCGUCUAUAGAGAGGAAAAUGCAUCGAUGCGAAUCAACUGACUGAGAAAAACAAAAGCACACGCGAGUCGUUGUCGAUCGUGCAUUUUUCGCGAAUUAGAACAGAGACAAGUAAUUUUAGACUACAUCUCGCGCGUAGCAAGCGCCGGUAAUCGAUUUGAUAAGGAAGUGUAAUUGUAGAACAAAGUACAACAGCGAUAUUUUUUAAUUAACAUGUUGUUUCAUUAUUUCAGUAUAAUUUUGUGUCGAUAUAUAUAUAUAUAUAUGUAUGUAUAUAUAUAUUUAUUUAUUUAUUAGAUCACUUUACACUUAUAAAAAGAAAAAAAAACUUGUGUGCGAGGAAAGCAAAUUAUUGUCAAAAUUAUAGAAACGAUAAGGUUCAAUAUAAGAUUUGUAUUUUAUCAUUAGACUUUGUGUGUGUGUAUUUAUAUGUACACAUUUGCUACUGAGACUCACCUGCUGGUUCUGGUUGGUUGUAAAAAUUCCAUAGAAUGGAAUUUGUCCGCAAUUCCAUACUACAAAGUGGGCGAAAUGUAAUAAACUGUUUUUUUUUUUUGUUUCAACGCUCGUUCUCUCACGGGGUCGCUACCGUACAUACAUACAUGCGUUUUGUCGAAGAUCGUUUCUUCGACGUCGUCUCUGUGUGCGAAAAAAACAAACUCGGUUUUUCGCACAAGGGACAAAUGUGCCAGUGAAGACGCGCGCGAAUCAAGUGUAAACCUUUUAAUUACGUCAGACGGCGUGUUCGUCUUACGCAAUCCACGCAACCGAAUAAAGUUGCCAGUUCGAGAUACAAACGAGUUUUAAUAUGUUCAUUAGUUC